Messenger RNA from Agelaius phoeniceus (red-winged blackbird), 5510 nucleotides. RefSeq names its product dual serine/threonine and tyrosine protein kinase (gene DSTYK). Gene Ontology annotation, biological process: negative regulation of apoptotic process; positive regulation of ERK1 and ERK2 cascade; protein phosphorylation. The record is from RefSeq and is a predicted model, not a curated record. NCBI's taxonomy places the organism in Eukaryota, Metazoa, Chordata, Aves, Passeriformes, Icteridae. Gene Ontology annotation, cellular component: cytoplasm. Gene Ontology annotation, molecular function: protein kinase activity; ATP binding.
GCUGCCCGCGGUGGGGAGGGGAUAGCGGGGCGGACCCGGAGGACAUGGAGGGCGAGGAGGCCCCGUCAUGGCGGGGUCCCGGCGGGGCCGUGCGGGAGCUCUGCCGCUCCUUCGGCCACUACAACCGGCACCUGGCGCGGCUGCAGCACAACCUGCGAGAGACCAAGAGGUUCUUCCGCGACGUCAAGUUCUCCCAGGGACAUCCCUUCGCCUCGGCGCCUGCCGGUGACGGCCCCCGCUCCGCCUGGGAUGGGGAUGGGGGUCCCGGGGACGGCGGCCCCAGCCCGGUGUCGUUCCCCCAGCACGAGGAGGAGCAGCUGCAGCGCUCGGUGAGCUGGAGGCCCUGCCUGCUGAUCCUGGGCCAGAACUGCCGCGCCAAGGGCCGCCUGCUCAACACCCUGCUGGGCCAGGAGCUGCUGCCCACCCCUGGCACUGGCACCAAGGAGCUGCUGCCCACCCCCGGCACUGGCACCCAGGAGCUGCUGCCCACCCCCGGCACUGGCACCAAGGAGCUGCUGCCCACCCCUGGCACUGCCACCCAGGAGCUGCUUCCCGGAGCUGCCACCCAGGAAUUGCUGCCUGGGGCUGGCACUGCUACCAAGGAGCUGCUGCCUGCUGCUGGGGCUGGCACCAAGGAGCUGCUGCCCGGUGCUGACACUGCAGAGCUGCUUUCCAUCCCUGGGCCUGGCACUGUCACCGAAGAGCUGCUUUCCACCCCUGGGACUGUCACCAAGGAGCUGCUGCCCACCCCCAGUGCUGGCAUGGGCACUGAGGAGCUGCUGCCCACCCCUGGGACUGGCACCGAGGAGCUGCUGCCCAUUGCUGAGGCUGCCACUGAGGAACUGCUGCGCAUGGCUGGCACCGAGGAGCUGCUGCCCACCCCUGGGACUGGCACAGGCACUGAGGAGCUGCUGCCCAGGGCUGGCACUGAGGAGCUGCUGCCCACCCCUAUGGCUGGCACCGAGGAGCUGCUGCCCACCCCUGGGGCUGGCACAGGCACCGAGCAGCGCUGCCGGCGCCGCCGGGUGCGCUUCACGCAUGGGGCGCGGCCGCGGCUGAGCCUGGCACUGCCCGGGCAGUUUGAGCUGGUGCAGGCGCUGGUGGCACACAGCGGGCACUGGGACACCAUCCCCGAGCAGGACCUGCAGGUGCCAGGGGACGCCGAGGAUCCCGCACAGAGGGUGGCAGAGCUGGAGGUGGUGCUGCCCUGCGCACUGCUCAAGGAAGUGGACAUCGUAGUGGCUCCAUGCCGAGGCUUCCAGUCAGCUGAGUCCACCCUGGCCGAGUUUGUGAACCAGGUGCUGCCCGUUGUCACCUUUGCCAUCAGCGAGCCCCAGCUGUCCCCAUCGGACCAGGCGGAACUUCGGGAAAUCAAACAAAAAUUCUCCCUCCCCAUCUUCUUCCUGCGAAUCCCCGAGGCCGGCAGCGAGCUGAGCUCUCCCAAAAACCCCCCCAAGGACAACAAAUCCCCUCUGCACCUGCAGCUGCUGGAUCUGGAAUACCUGAGCCCCUCCAGCCCCUGCGGCUGCGGCGUUCCCGGCUCCUCCAUGCUGGUGGAGCAGCUGGAAAAGCUGAGGCUGCUGAGCUCCUUCUCCAGGCAGGUGCUGCAGCAGCACCUGGUGGAGGCAGCCACGAGGCUGAGCGAGGUCCACGGGCGCUGCCUCAACAUUUUCAUCAACCAGGCCUUUGACAUGCAGAGGGACCUGCAGAUCACCCCCAAGAGGUUGGAGUACACGCGCAGGAAGGAGAACGAGCUCUACGAGUCGCUGAUGGGCAUCGCCAACCGCAAGCAGGAGGAGAUGAAGGAGAUGAUCGUGGACACCCUGGGCAAUAUGAAGGAGGAGCUGCUGGAGGAUGCUGCCAGCAUGGAGUUCAGAGACAUCAUCAUUCCCGAGAGCGGCGAGCCCGUCAGCUCCAAGGACAUCAAGCGCUGCAUCCAGCAGAUCCAGGAGCUGAUCAUCUCCAGGCUGAACCAGGCUGUGGCCAACAAACUGAUCAGCUCCGUGGAUUAUCUGAGGGAGAGCUUCGUGGGCACCCUGGAGCGCUGCCUCAAGAGCCUGGAGGAGUCCUGGGAGGGCUCCGUGCACCCACCCCGGGGGCUGGAGAAACCCCGCGAGGGAGCCGUGCACAUCACCAGCAACUAUCUCAAACAGAUCCUGAAUGCAGCCUAUCACGUGGAGGUCACGUUCCACUCGGGUUCAACGGUGACCAGGAUGCUGUGGGAACAGAUCAAACAGAUAAUCCAGCGGAUCACGUGGGUCAGCCCCCCGGCCAUCACCAGCGACUGGAAGAGGAAGGUGGCCCAGGACGCCAUCGAGAGCCUCAGCGCCUCCAAGCUGGCCAAGAGCAUCUGCAGCCAGUUCCGCACGCGCCUCAACAGCUCCCACGAGGCCUUCGCCGCCUCCCUGCGCCAGCUGGAGGACGGCCACUCGGGCCGGCUGGAGCGCACCGAGGACCUGUGGCUGAGGGUGAGGAAGGAGCACGCGCCCCGGCUGGCCCGGCUCUCCCUGGAGAGCAGAUCCCUGCAGGACGUGCUGCUGCACGGGAAGCCCAAGCUGGGCAGGGAGCUGGGCCGAGGCCAGUAUGGGGUGGUGUACCUGUGUGACAGCUGGGGGGGACACUUCCCCUGCGCCCUCAAAUCCGUCGUCCCUCCGGAUGAGAAGCACUGGAACGACCUGGCACUGGAAUUUCACUACAUGAGGUCCCUGCAGUCCCACGAGAGGCUGGUGCACCUGCAUGGCUCCGUUAUUGAUUAUGGCUAUGGAGGAGGCUCCAGCAUUGCUGUGCUGCUGAUCAUGGAGAGGCUGCACAGGGACCUCUACACGGGGCUGAAGGCUGGGCUGGAAUUGGAGCCACGGUUGCAGAUUGCGUUGGAUGUGGUGGAAGGGAUCCGGUACCUGCACAGCCAGGGCUUGGUGCACAGGGACAUCAAACUCAAAAAUGUCCUGCUGGACAAAAAGAACAGGGCCAAAAUCACAGAUUUGGGGUUCUGCAAACCUGAGGCGAUGAUGUCUGGCAGCAUCGUGGGCACCCCCAUCCACAUGGCUCCCGAGCUCUUCACAGGGAAAUACGACAAUUCCGUGGAUGUUUAUGCCUUUGGGAUCCUGUUCUGGUACCUCUGCUCGGGCCACGUGAAGUUACCUGAGGCUUUUGAGAGGUGUGCAAGCAAAGAUCACCUGUGGAACAACGUCAGGAGAGGGGUUCGCCCGGAGCGGCUCCCGGUGUUUGACGAGGAAUGCUGGCAGCUGAUGGAAGCCUGCUGGGACGGGGACUCCUCCCAGCGGCCCCUGCUGGGAAUCGUGCAGCCCAUGCUCCAGGGAAUCAUGGACAGGCUCUGCCGGGCUCCCUCCGAGCAUCCCAACAAAGGCCUGGAUGACUCCACCUGAGCGGGAGCUGCGGCAGCAUUUCGGGAAUUGAGGCGGGAUUUCGGGAAUUGAGGCGGGAUUUGGGCAAUUCCAGCCCCGCCCCUGCCGCGGAGCUGCGGGCACAGGGAGGAGCUCCAGGGGUGACGGCUCCAUCCCAAUCCUGUUAUCCCUCUGGAAUUGUGUGGGACAGGGGGGUGACAGCUCCAUCCCAAUCCUGUUAUCCCUCUGGAAUUGUGUGGGACAGGGGGGGUGACAGCUCCAUCCCAAUCCCACCCUGUUAUCCCUCUGGAAUUGUGUGGGACAGGGGGGUGACAGCUCCGUCCCAGUCUUGUUAUCCCUAUGGAAUUGUGUGGGACAGGGGGGUGACAGCUCCAUCCAAAUCCUGUUAUCCCUAUGGAAUUGUGUGGGACAGGGUGGGGCUCAGAGGGGUGGCAGCUCCAUCCCAAUCCCACCCAAUGGAAUUCUGUGGGACAGGAGGUUACAGCUCCAUCCCAGUCUUGUUAUCCCUCUGGAAUUGUGUGGGACAGGGGGGUGACAGCUCCAUCCCAAUCCUGUUAUCCCUAUGGAAUUGUGUGGGACAUGGAGGGGCUCAGGGGGGUGACAGCUCCAUCCCAAUCCCACCCUGUUAUCCCUAUGGAAUUGUGUGGGACAGGGAGGGGCUAAGGGGGGUGACAGCUCCAUCCCAAUCUCACCCAAUGGAAUUCUAUGGGACAGGGGGUGACAGCUCCAUCCCAAUCUUGUUAUCCCUAUGGAAUUGUGUGGGACAGAGGGGUGACAGCUCCAUCCCAAUCCUGUUAUCCCUAUGGAAUUGUGUGGGACAGGGAGGGGCUCAGGGGGGUGACAGCUCCAUCCCAAUCCCACCCUGGUAUCCCUAUGGAAUUGUGUGGGACAGGGGGGUGACAGCUCCAUCCCAGUCUUGUUAUCCCUAUGGAAUUGUGUGGGACAGGGAGGAGCUAAGGGGGGUGACAGCUCCAUCCCAAUCUCACCCAAUGGAAUUCUGUGGGACAGGGGGGUGACAGCUCCAUCCCAGUCCUGUUAUCCCUAUGGAAUUGUUUGGGACAGGGAGGGGCUCAGGGGGGUGACAGCUCCAUCCCAGUCCCACCCUGUUAUCCCUAUGGAAUUGUUUGGGACAGGGGGGUGACAGCUCCAUCCCAAUCCUGUUAUCCCCAUGGAACUGAGAGAUGGAAAACCCAAACCCUUCGUGCUCACGUUGUGGCUUUGCCAAUCCCACCCCAAGCCUUGGGAGGGAUCCAUGGGAUGGGAAAAUCCCUUCCCAAAACCCCAGGAGAACCAUCCUGCUCCUCCCUCUGCCUUUGGCAGCAAUUCCAGAGGAGAAGAAGGAAAAGGCACCAAACUUUAGGAUAAGGAAGUGUUGGGAAGCUCCAAGGAGCUGGAAAUGUUUACAUGGACAGGAGCAAAGCUUCCAUAUUUUUUUUCUAUGGGGACUUGGAAAACCCCACCUGGAUAAGCUAUUGAUCCCUAAUCCCACCUUUUCCUCCUCUUUUUCCCCUCUCCUUUGCUUCCUUCAAUUUCUUGGAAUGGCUGGAGAAACCUUCCGUUGCUUCCACGCUGCAUUCCUCAGAGGUUCCGCUUUGUAGCAGCACAAAAAGUCCUUAAAAUUCUUGAUUUUUCCGUGGGGGAAAGUGCCAAAAUUCCUUUAAAAUCAGGAUUUGGGGCUUGGAAUUCAUGGGAUUGCCGUGGCAGUUUUAAAUUGGGCUGAGUGUGCACAGGAAUAUUUAAAAAAAUGAGGUUUUUCCAGCUUUUUUUUUCCAAGUUGGAUGGGAAGAAAGAUCCUUCCUUCUUCCCCUCACUUUCACUCCAGGGCUGGAAUUCGGUCGGAAAGAAUUAAAAAAAAAAAAAAAAAUGGGGAUAGAGAAGAAGGGGGAUCCUGGGCAAGGUUGUCUUUCCCAAAUUCCUGGAAAUCCCAGUUUGCUUCCUGCAUUUUUGGGGUGGAAUUGGGCUGAUCUGGAGCAGGAAAUGCCCCUUGGUGGCUCCGUGAGGAGCUGAGGAGUUGGGAAUUCUCCAGCUGGAGUUCCCAGGGAAGGUGGAAUUCCUUGGCUGAAAUUCCAGCUGCCCGUGGCCGAGGAUGGGUUUAGUGGGAAUCUUUUCCUUUCUUUGUGCAAUAAAAUGGAUUCAGGAGCUUUU